UCUUCAAUAAAAAAAUGGGGUUUCAAAUACGAAGAAAAUUGUAAAUGGACUUUCAAACGUCACGCAGUAUGUGUGAGAAUGCAUAUAACAAACUGAACCCGUUUACCAUUUACUUUGUAACUGAAUAGGUAAUUUUAUGAAUUACUAACUAACAGCGAGUUACAUAUAAAAGCGACUGCUAUAGAGUUAUUUCCUCAGUACCAGAUCAAAAAUGCAACAGAUUAUUAUAAUACUUGGCUGUGUUGCAUUCGCCAAUGCGUUUGGCAUAAACUUGAGAUCUUUGAACCCACUAAGGGUCUUUGAGGAAUCUCCAGUGGAUACAAAAUUGUGUAAGCCCAUGAUGACUCCAAUUUCGGAAAGUGAUUCCUCCCAGUUUUUGCCAAAUGAACAACCAAGUCGCACGAUGAUAAGUCCUGGAGACUUCAGUACGAGGAGACUAGUACCUUUACCAACUUUGGCACCCACUACCACCUCAACCACAACGCAAGUCAACAGGGGAAUAUAUGGUACAAAUGUUCCCAAUUCUCCUGUGGAAUGUGAACCCACUCCCAUGGGAAUCGGAGCACGAUUGAGUGCACCAUUUUUGAAAAUAUUCGGCAUAUUCGGCUAGCACACCGCUAAAUAUAAAGAAUAUAACUUAAAAAAAAGAAAAUAGAAACCUUUUAAUAUAUAUAAACAACCUUUUUCAAAAACCUAAGCAUAACAAACUAUUAUGAGUAAUAAGAAAGACAUGUACAUAUUCUACACAAAUAAAACAUUAUCGAAUUUUA
Drosophila rhopaloa is the source of this 770-nucleotide messenger RNA. RefSeq lists its product as uncharacterized. The record is from RefSeq and is a predicted model, not a curated record. The transcript has 2 exons. Bases 212 to 610 code for a protein of 132 amino acids. Lineage: Eukaryota; Metazoa; Arthropoda; Insecta; Diptera; Drosophilidae.